AUGCCGCCGGGGACCUCGGCUUUCAUGCUGCUGCUGACGUGCGCUGUCGGUGUGGUUCUCGUGAUCCCGCAGAGUGUGGUGUUGGCGUGUCAGGCUGGCUACGCCUUGCCCACUGGAGAGACCCAGGUGGAGUUCUUUUGCCGCGAGGGGGCGUGGGUCGCACAGAACGAGCGCCUGCAGAGCGAGGAUGCCCUUGCGAGCCUGGCUUGCGUGCCCGAGUGCUCUCCGUCGUGCCUCAACGGCGGGGAGUGCGUGGCCAUCAACCAGUGCCACUGCCACGAGCCAUACAUGGGCCCUCACUGCGAGACCCUCCGCGCCGGCCUGUGCUGGCAAGAGCCCCCGAAAGUGACCAACGCUGUCGUUGUGUACAACUGGAGCGUGGCCGUGAUCGCGUGCCAGCCGGGGUGGCGGCUAAGCAACAACGCCUCAGCCGUCCUGCUUUCGUGCGUGGGCGGAGUUUGGGCGGCGAGACCGGACGAGAACUGGCCCUCUUGCCAGCCCGAGUGCGCCCUCCCCUGUGCCAAUGGAGCCUGACGGCUUCACCGGAGACUUCUGCGAAAAGGCAUUCUGCGACCCUCCCCCGCCAGUUCCGUUCGCCUUUGCGCACUACAGCUCUGAAGGAGAUACCUACAUCGCCUGCUACCCUGGCUACGUCUUGUGCUCCGGCCUCGGCAUGAUGAGAAUCGAGUGUAAUAAUUCCAUUUGGCUGACGAUGGAGGCACCCCCCAGGAAGGCCUCCGAGCUCACCUGCUCCCCCUACUGCCGCGCCUUCUGCGAGAACGGCGGCUCGUGCGUGGCGCCGGGGGAGUGCCAGUGCCAGGAGGGCUUCGCGGGAGAGAGGUGCCAGACCCGCAAGUGUCGUGGGUUGCCCGACGUCGGUGGUGAUGUGGACAUCAGCCUUACCAAAGACUCCCUCUCGGCCGUGGUUGAGUGCCCCGACGACUACCGCCUUGACACGGGCAGCACCUCCAUGAAUUUCAAGUGCGUCGACGGGGAGUGGCGCCCUUCAGACAUCCUCAUGCGGGUGGAGAAGGGCUUGAUCUGCAGACCUGAGUGCCCCAAAGGAUGUCUCAAUGGGGGAGAGUGUGUGGCGCCGAAUACCUGCCAUUGUCCCGAGGGAUUUACCGGCUCCAACUGCGGCAAACGCUACACCCUGACGGUGAAAGGCGUCCCAUGCCGCUUCCCCUUCCUGUACAAAGGGCUGUGGCGUCACGGCUGCACGGGACAGGGCAACACGAGGCCCUGGUGCGCCACCGAGGUCGACCCCAGCGGAAGGAUCGUUAGCACUGGCACUUGCGUGGCAGAUCUAGGUAAAAAGAAAAUCAUAAAGACGGAGCGAGGACAGCUGUGCAAUUUCCCCUUCGUCCACGACAAUCGGAAGCGUUGGAGCUGCAUCAGCACGCCCAAAAGACCUCGAUUCUGGUGCGCUGUCAAGGCAGACGCGAAGGGACACUUCACUCAGUGGGACUUCUGCCAACCCGACUAUGGAGUGGAGGCUGUGGCAUUCACUCAGGAGGGUCUCGAAUGCCAGCUGCCUUUCACUGUUUCUGGGAAGGACUUCUAUGGAUGCGUCGAAGGAGGGGGACGCCACCCAGGGAACCUUUGGUGCGCCACGAGCGUCUCCACGGAUGGUAUCAUCUUCGCUUCCUCCGUGUGCAUGUUACAUUUAGGCUACAAACGAGAAAUAGCGACGAAGAAUGGACACCUGUGCCAAUUUCCCUUCGUGUGGAAAGAACAGCUGUAUUACAGGUGUGUCCCCUCCAACGAUGGCAACUGGUGCGCUGUUGCCACGUCUCCAGAGGGCCGAGUGCUGGAAAGGGACAUUUGCAUUGAGAACUUGGGAACACAGGGAGAAGUCACGCAAGUUGUCACCCAAUCGAACAAAGAUGGCGCCGAUAGAUACACCGAAGACGCCAUCUUGCCUGUCAUGACGAAGAGGGGCAUCCCCUGCGUGUUCCCUUUUCGCCACAACGGCCGCCUCCACCACUCCUGCGUGCCCGGGAAGGACGGGCAAGACGGGGCAUGGUGUGCCACCUCCGUCGACGCCAGCGGCAAGGUUCUGGCCAGGGAAUCGUGCCCGGAGAGUUGGGCCCACGGCAUCCCCAGAAACGGACCCACCACCAGCGAGGUCAGGACCCUCUCCGAAGUGCCGUGUGUCUUCCCCUUCACUCUCGACGGCCAAGUCUACUACGGCUGCGUCACGAGGCACUCCGGCGAGGCCAUGUGUGCCACGCAGGUCGACGAGAGCAACCAGGCUGUCACUCUGGGAAUCUGCCCGGAAGGAUGGGAUCAAGACAAUGGCAGGACAAUCCUUGCUGACGACGAUGAGGGUCACGAAUCCCCCGAAAAGACAGGCGUGGAUGGGAUCUCUCCGGAGCUGCGAACGCUGCUGAGGGGCGGCGAGCACGGGAGGUUCGGCGUCCGUCCCGAGGCGGUUUCGACGGGCGCUAUAAGAACGGUGGACGGGAGGGCAUGCGUGUUUCCGUUCGUGUGGCGCGGGCAGAGGUACUGGUCUUGCACGAACGCUGAGUCUACGAAGGAGUGGUGCGCCACAGAGGUCGGCCAUCUUGGUACACCCACAGCCAUCGGUAUCUGUCAGUCAGACACAGAGUCGACCCCAGUCGCUGCACAGGACCUUCUCAACGAUGGAGACAGCGCGGAGCCGAUGUCACGCAGAGAACUCCAACCCAGACCUCAGACACCGGACGAGCUGAUGUGCACCCUGCCUUUCAUGCACUCUGGGGCCUGGCAUCAUGAGUGCAUCGUCCUGGCACCCGACACCCCGCCCGUGUGUGCUGCCAAGGUGGCCCAUGAUGGCACUGUUCUUGCGUGGGAAACUUGUCCGCCUGGUAUAUAUCGGGUGUUGCAUAAACCGGUAGCCUUCAAAGCAAGUUUCUUGGAUCAAGUACCACACAGCUCCAGGAUAGUAACAACCGCAGAGGGCCAACGUUGCAAGUUCCCCUUCACGUACAAGGGGCAACAGUACUCAGGGUGUACAGACAAGGACUUUUCACGUCCUUGGUGUGUGACGAUGGGGUCAUCUCAAGGCAAGAACUGGGGGGUUUGCCUCGCCGUCUUCAUCGUACCAAAGCAUCUUCCAGAAGUCAUCCCGACACAACAGUCAACGGAGGCGUAGGAGUCCUGGCGUAAGACGUCAUCGCUCGUGACACCAUUGCCGCGAAGUCAUUGCUUGCUGCACCACCCGUGACGUCAUUAACCUGAUAUUAUCAUACUACAAACAUGAUUUAUUUGUGAUUUUUUUCUUACCCUUCCUUUAACUGAUUUAGUUUACAUGUGUUUACUUAUUUAAUAGAUUUAGAGAUCUGUGUUAUUUUAGGAAUAUAUAUUAAUAGCUGUUUUAUACAUUUUAAUGACAAAGGAUAAAACAUAGCACAUGGAUAUAGCUGUAAAAAAAAACUUCUAAGCAAUGUGAAUAUAAAUAAUUUUGUUAAAAUAUUUAUGGCUUAGUGUUAUAAUUUCUUAUUUCAUGUUAAAUAAAAA
This is a messenger RNA of Penaeus monodon (black tiger shrimp), 3501 nucleotides long. Its product is annotated as neurogenic locus notch homolog protein 1-like. Gene Ontology annotation, biological process: anatomical structure development. Gene Ontology annotation, molecular function: signaling receptor binding. The record is from RefSeq and is a predicted model, not a curated record. NCBI's taxonomy places the organism in Eukaryota, Metazoa, Arthropoda, Malacostraca, Decapoda, Penaeidae. Gene Ontology annotation, cellular component: cell surface; extracellular region.